GUGAACUCCUCCUCCAGAGUGCGCUACGGUACAGAUGAUAACGACGGUCUUCAUCGCUUAUUUUAUCCAUUCACGGAGCAGUUUAUGAAGAUCAGGUGCCGAGCUUACCAUGGACGAGGACGCCCACCUGUGCCUGCGGUGCCGCGCCACGAUCGUCGGUCUCGAUAACUACGUGGCGCACAGGCAGGCGGGAUGUUCCCGGAACACCGCACACGAGGGUAAAUUAGAUACGGACGCCUCUGUAGCUGAUGAGGAGGUAAAGACUUAUGCAAAACAAGACCUGCAGGAAGUAAAGGAGUCAAAGAAACUUUCAGAUAUACCAUACCCUCCUGAUACCCACUCAUUGGCCCACGGCACCGACGGGGCCACAACUCAAGAGAGCUCACGCACUGCCAUGACUCAUCGGCAAGAAAUUGUUAGUACAUCAAAAUACUCGUCCUCAGACGCUUCAAUUAGAGACUGCUAUGUCGAUCAGUCCGGUCAGACGAGCGAAGACCAGCGUCCAGUGGCAGCUAAUACAAGUUCCAUCCAUGAAUCCUAUACGGUGAUGGAAGACUUCACUAAUGCCUUGCCUCAACCACCCUCAGAGGCCUCCAUGGCCAGAAGCCAUGUAGAAAUGAAGCACAAGACUCAAGAAUCUUUGAGCCUCAGCCACAGGUCAAGCUCGUCGCAGGCGCCCUUCACAGGUUACGAAGACCCUCUGCUGCUGCACGGUCAUGAUCCUCCUAACAUCCUAAGACACUUCGACUCCUUCAGUGACCAUAAUAAAAUCCCUCACGAGGGUGAGUCUGAGUCACACAGCGAAACGAUGGCGUUAUUCAAAGUAUCAUCCUCUUCUUAUGAACUUGAGAGUCAAAAUUUUGAGUCAAGGUAUUCAGACUUUUAUUCUCUACAGCCCACACCGCAAGAACCGCUGCUAACCAAUGUUACAACACUGGACCACAGUAAAACUAAGGAACGAAUACAGGAGAACAUCAAACCUUCAAGUAACAGUGAAAGCAUGAAGUGCAAGGAAGCAACCCCAGAGGAGACUUAUGAAAAGGGCGUCCAGGAGGCAAGAGAAGAGUUUCCAGCCUCCAGUUUGAAGUUCAGUGAAUUGGGAACUUCCGAUAAUGCUUCCGAGAAAUCUGAACUUCGUCAGGAUGAUUUCCUUUCAUCUCUUGAACUCCGCAGCAGUGUGAAGGUGCCCACGAAGAGACGACACGAGGAAGAUGAUGAAUACGAUGAAGAUGAAGACGAUGAGACGAGACCUCCGCGCCACCACACAGGAGGUAAAUGGAGACCUGGAAGCCGACCACCGCCCUCUGUGGGGGGUAAGUGGAGACCAGCCACUCCAAAGACCGAACUAGAGGAGGAUGAAGAGGAGGAGAUGGAAGAGGACUAUAUGGAAGAAGAAGAGGAGUCUCUGAUGCCCCCUCCUCCUACUUACACUAAAGGGAAGUGGCUGCCUGGCAAAAAGAUGACGAACAUCAUCAAGGUGGGGAGCACCGUCGAGUACCACUGCCAGCCGUGCAGCCGCGUCCUCAAGGGCAAGGAGGCUUACGAGCGCCACUUGAAGUCUCAGCUUCACUUCGUCAAUGAGAACAAAGCGGCGGGGAAAAGGAAAGCUAAAACAUCGAAAGAGAUUUCUCCAUCAUCCAGAACCACCAGACCCGCCAGAUCCAAAAAGAUGGAAGCUAAAAACUUCCUCAGGUCGUGCAUCGCCAACCUCAAGAGCAGAAAAAUUGUUUCGCAGGACACUACAAUCGCCAAGCACGUGACUCGACCAGUCACUUGGAAAGGAGUAACUGGAUCAUUCCCAAGCAAUAAAUUAACGCCAGCAGUCACUGAAGAGGAACAACAGCAGGAUGAUGAAGAAGAAGUGGUACAUAAAAUCUCGUCAGGAACUCCGAAAAUGUUGUGUCCUAUCUGUAAAUUGUCGUUCGGGGAAGCUUAUGCUGCCCUGCACUUCGCUUCGCUGGCUCACAUUCACAACGAACUGGAAGAACGCCAGAACAAAAGUAAGGAAAUUGAUCCCAAUUUCAACAAGCUUAUUCUCCAAAACAUCUCUUCCAUUGUCAAAACCUCUCCAUUUUUCUGUGAAAGUUGCAAAUUUUACUGUAACCUUCACGAAGAUUUUCUGGCUCACAUGAACACACAUACUAACGAUCCAGAAGAUGACGAAGUGAAGACUAUGUUUACUUGCUCUGCGUGCUCCGGUGAAGAUGCAAUGCAGCUUCCAACCCUAGUACAUCACCUUCAGACGCCCCACCACAUGGACAAUGCCAGAGAUCUGGUGUUGCAGGCACAGCAGGUAAUACUGACCACCAGGAUACUCGUGGUGUGCCCGAUGGACGGUGAAACCUUCCGUUACCGGCGUCAGUACCAAAUGCACCGCAGGAUCAAACACCAAGAGCCAGGUUUCCAAGUUACAAAUAAACGACUUUUGCGUUGCUCCCAAUGCGAGUUCAAGACCCUGCGGAAGCAACAAAUCCGUGCCCACAUCAAGAAAACUCAUGAAAUUUCUCACGGUUCAAAAGAUUCUUAUCAUUGUUUCAUCUGCGGUCUCUCUUUCACGACGCAGCGGAAGGCUGAACUGCACCGAAGGUCCGCCGAGCACCGCACAACACUGUGGCGGCAACGCGGCUGCUCGGUCACCAGGACCUGUAGCCUCUGCUAUGAGGAAGUUGAUGACCUGCCCGCCCUGCGGCGACACAUGUCCCAAGUACAUCAAAAAGACUGCACACCCUGCCACCUGUGCGGCGCCAUUCCUCCACUCCGCUCAGACCUCGCCAAGCACCAGCGUGUGUGCACUGGCUCUCCCGGCGACAUGGAGGGGCAGCACAAGUGUGACCUUUGCUCCUUCAGAAAUGACCUUCUUGCCCAUGUGCUCGCUCACAAGACAGUCGCUCACAGUGAACGUCAGGCUGACGGCCGCUACGCCUGCCAUAUAUGUAAGACCAAGCUGCAGCCUUCGUCCGUGAAGGGCCACAUGUUGAGCCACAGCAACGAGUGGCCGCACUCUUGCCACAUAUGCUCCCGCAAGUUUUCUCAGAAGGACUGGCUUGAGAAACAUCUCUCGGCUGUUCAUACCUGCGGUGCCCACGUGCACUCCGCCCACAGCCCCGCCCUCUGCGACAGCUGCGGCAAGACCUUUUCCAACAGGUGGCACCUGUACCGGCACCAGCUGGAGGCCCACGCCCACGCCUCACCCUCACUGCUCGCGAAGAAGGAUCCCGAAGCUCCAGACUCCCCACGCCCAGCAUCAAAGAGCGACUGCCGCCCACCCUCCCAGCGUGUGCUCAAGACCAAGGAGCCUCCGUCUCGGCCCUACCUGUGUGACGUGUGCGGCGUGCAGUGCCAGACACUCACCAGCCUCAAGACGCACCGGCAGUGCCACAAGCGGGGAGAGGGGGACAAGUACGAGUGUCCCCACUGCAACUACGCCACCGGCCACCUUCCCCACCUGCGGCGCCACCUUCGCCUCCACACCGGCGCCACCCCUUAUUCCUGCCCCUACUGCAGCUACGCCUGCAACAACCAGGAGAACCUUCGCAAGCACAUGCUGAAGACCAAGCGUCACCCCGGCAGGUUCAUGUACGAGUGUCUGCUGUGCAAGUCGCCUCAGGACAAGCCCGGCAAGCAGUCUGCCGCCGGGAGCAGCCAGCCGCUGAAGACUGAACUCACCGAGCAUCACACCACAGACGCCUCAGCUGUCCGUCCCCUGAAGCCGGCAUCCUCCUCUUCUAAAUCCCGCGACCCUGAGGGAUCCGUCUCACGCCAACUAAAGUCUGAAUCCUCCUCCUCCUCCUCCUCCUCCUCCUCCUCCUCCUCCUCCUCCUCCUCCUCCUCACAGCCAAGAGAGCCUCAGUAUCCCCAAACCCAGAGCUGUGAGACUUCCAACCUCGGUGAUGUCGACGGCUGCCAUCCUAUGGGUUGGCAGCCGUCCUGCAGGAUGGCGGUGUCCCCGAAUCCAGACUCAUCGGAUCAGAAGCCCCAAGGUCCCCACAUCUUUUGCAGUAACUACGCCUCGCAGUUUCAGAUUCAUCUCCUCGAGAAGCACAAAGACGCCUUUAAGACAAAGGAAGAGGUGACCUCGCACAUCCGCAGUUAUUACCACGCAGAGCAGGACACCACCGUCACCAGCGACCCUCUCCCCUUCCUCCAUAGAAAGAGAAACAGCGAGCCAAAGACAACAAGACCUUCGGGUACGGCUUCAGCAUCGUACAGCUCCCGCGUAGCCCAGGCCAGGCGCCGUCAAGAACACUCCGCCCUCCAAGGUGACAAGGACGACCCCGACGAUCCCGCUAGUGAGGGCACCGAGGAGGCUAGCGAGGACGUCCUUACGCAGAUCAGGCGAUCCCUCGACAUUGAUGAGUUUGGAUGCGACAACAAGGCAGCAAGUGAUGCUCAGGCUAAGGAGAUGGAGACCAGGCAGAGCGAGGAAGACGAGGACAGAGAAAAGGAGACAGGGAAGAGAGACGAGGACCUUCACCAAGAUGAAAAGUCACCUGAGCCAAACCCUUCCUUAAUCGAGGAUGAUGCCCGAGAGGACGGCGCCCUCAAAGCCACAGGUUCGUCUCCCCGAAGGCCACCGCCCUCCUUACGUGCCCCAAGCCGCCCCGCCAUCCUGAGGUCCAGCACGCCGCAGGGAGAGGCCGCGCAGCCCUUGAGGAUUAUGAUCCAGCAGCUGGCCGGGGACACCACGGUUGAGGUGGAUGACGAUGGAACUCAGCAAGUCAUCAUCAUCCUGCCAGACAAGCUCGGGGAGCAGCCUGGAGACGUGGCCGCCUUGCUGCCCAGCCUGGGCAUCGCUUCCUCGCCCAAUAGCUGCGGCCCACUCAGCAUCGUGCAAGAUAACGACAUCGCCCAACAGCCCCUGGCCACCAAGGACGCUGGUGACAGCGCCGUCAUCGUGCAAACGGAUCAGGUAAUCGCCCUGGACACUCAGGUGGUAUCAGAUGCAACUAUUGUGUCCGGCGAGACUAAUGUUGUGGGUCAGCAUCACACUCCCGUGGUGCUGUGCUCCCAGCAGCAGUCUCAACAGCGACACCACAAGCAGGUCCUUCACUCGGCUCAGGUCUUCAAUCCUCUGCAGGUGGUCGCAGAGGCCGCUGAAGUCCUGACGCAGAAUGAGCUUGUUACUCGUGAAAGUCAUCAGAUCCUGACGGCGCCGCACCAGGUUCUGGCCCACACCUCGGGUAGCCAGGACGUGCUGGCCGAGGCGCCCGCUGCGAGAGCCACUCAGAUAAUAGACGCGGCAAUGUUCGGCGGCGCGAGUGUGCAGCACUCAGAGGUGGUCCACGCGACGGAGGCACAGACGGUGCUGCAGCCCGACGCCACGCUGAGCUUCGUGGACGAGCAAGUGCCGCCAGGGGACCAAGCCAAGCCAGACGAUGGCAAAAUCAUCUAUUCCUUCACCCUUCAGUAGCUAUGCGAAGAACACUAAGCAAGCAAAUAAAGAAUGCAAAAUCAAUAGCAGUCUUCAUGCUUUGAAUAUCCUCAUAUCUCACGUCAGACAUACCAAGUGCGCCUGGAAGUGUGACGCUCCCUCCCCCCUCCACCAGGCAACAUCUUACGGCUUAACUAUGACAAAUGUAUCCAAGAUGUCAAGAAAAUCAUCUCCAUAUAAUAAA
Messenger RNA from Scylla paramamosain (green mud crab), 5615 nucleotides. RefSeq lists its product as uncharacterized. The record is from RefSeq and is a predicted model, not a curated record. Gene Ontology annotation, molecular function: zinc ion binding; chromatin insulator sequence binding. The transcript has 11 exons. Lineage: Eukaryota; Metazoa; Arthropoda; Malacostraca; Decapoda; Portunidae. Gene Ontology annotation, biological process: regulation of transcription by RNA polymerase II. Bases 110 to 5410 code for a protein of 1766 amino acids. Gene Ontology annotation, cellular component: chromosome.